GGAGAGGGAGAAGACAGCCCGUGAGGACUCAGUGAUUGUGCGACAUUCAACGGAUACACAUCCACGCUCGGACUUUCUGCCGCUAUCCUUGAUAACUGUGGUGCGCCCUAUCUCUCAACUCCUCCAGCGAACUAUGAGCCUGCCAAAGAUCUACAGCUUCCGCAGAUAGGAUCCCCGGGCUGCUCUGCACUAACUCCACGGAACGCAAAAUGAGGACUUACCUCGCGCUCCUGCUGUGGGCCGCCGCGGCCCUGGGAGUGGACGCCAUGGUCUUUUUCCGCGGCUCCAGGGGGGUAGCGGGGAAGGAAACGGACCGGCACAAAUCAAAACACGGAGUGCCUCUCAGGCGAGCGAAACGAGGCUGGAUGUGGAAUCAGUUCUUCCUGCAGGAGGAGUAUAUGGGAUCAGACAAUCUCUACAUAGGCAAGCUGCACUCCGACAUGGAUAAGGAGGACGAGACCGUGAGGUAUGUGCUCAACGGCGAAGGCGCAGGAACCAUCUUCAUCAUCAACGAGAACACGGGGGACCUGCACGUCACGCGGAGCCUGGACCGCGAGUCCAAGGCCAGCUACAUGCUGAAGGCCCAGGCCGUCAACAGGAAAACCGGCUACCCGCUGGAGCCAGAGACGGAAUUCAUCGUGAAGGUCCACGACAUCAACGACAACGAGCCCAAGUUCCCUAAGGAGGUCUACACUGCCACCGUCCCAGAAAGGUCGAACGCAGGCACAUCGGUGACCCAGGUAAUAGCAGAGGACGCGGACGACAGCAUGUUCGGCAUGGCGGCCAGGCUGGUCUACAGCAUCAGCCAGGGUCAUCCCUACUUCUCCGUGGAGCCAGCUACAGGCAUCAUCAGGACAGCCCUGGGGCCCUCGGACAUGGACAGGGAACAGCGGGAGCACUACCAGGUGGUGAUUGAGGCCAAGGACAUGGGCGGCUCCAGGGGGGGCCUCACAGGAAGCACCAUCGUCAACAUCACGCUCACGGACGUCAACGACAACCCUCCCCGAUUCCGCACAAGUGAUUAUACGUUCAGCACCCCGGAGACCACUGAGAUAGGCAGUCCCAUCGGGAGGGUGAAGGCGUUUGACCAGGACAUUGGCGUCAACGCCGAGAUGGACUUCAGCAUCAUCGGCGGAGACGGACAGGACGUGUUUGAUAUCACCACUGACCGGAUCACACAAGAAGGGGUGAUCAGUGUUAAAAAGCCGCUGGAUUACGAGAGGAAGAAGUCCUACGAGCUGAAGAUCCAAGUGCAGAACCCGCGGCCGCUGGUGGACCUGCAGAUGCAGGCGGUCAGCAAGGCCACGGUGCGCAUCAGCGUGGAGGACGUGGACGAGCCGCCGGUCUUCGAGCGCUUCACCUACAUCAUGGAGAUGAAGGAGAACACCGCCGCCGGCUCCACCGUGGGCUCCGUCAGUGCCAUGGACCCCGACAUCCGGCACGACCCUGUCAGAUAUUCCAUUGAUCGACACACGGAUCCAGAUCGUAUUUUUAAUGUGCACGGCGGGAACGGCUCCAUCUACCUGCUGAAGCCCCUGGAUCGGGAGACGGCAGCCUGGCACAACAUCUCUGUCGUGGCCACCGAGUUCAACAAUCGGGAACAGAAGAGCAGUGUUCCAGUGUUUGUCCGUGUCUUGGAUGUCAACGACAACGCACCCACCCUUGCAGCAUUCUACGAGACGUUCGUCUGUGAAAAUGCAAAGUCUGGCCAGAAAAUUCAGACCAUCACAGCGGUGGACGAAGACGAUCCUGCCGGCGGCCAUCGCUUCUUCUUCAAGCUGGCCCCGGAGAGUUUAGAGUUUAGACCCAAUUUCACUCUGAAAGACAACCAAGACAGCACGGCGUCCAUAUUCACCCGCCGCACGGGCUACCGCCGGCUACAGCAGAGCGUGUUCCACCUCGCCGUGAUCAUCUCCGACGGCGACUACCCCAUGCAGAGCAGCACGGGCACGCUCACGGUGCGGGUGUGCACGUGCGACCGCGACGGCAACAUGGAGAUGUGCAACGCCGAGGCCCGGUCGGGCGUGGCCGGCCUCAGCACUGGCGCCCUGGUGGCCAUCCUGCUCUGCGUCAUCAUCCUGCUCCUGAUCGUGGUGCUCUUCGCCGCCCUGAAGCGCCAGAAGAAGAAGGAGCCGCUGAUCAUCUCCAAGGAGGACGUGCGCGACAACGUGGUCAGCUACAACGACGAGGGCGGCGGCGAGGAGGACACGCAGGCCUUCGACAUCGGCGCCCUGCGCCACCCGGAGGCCGUGGAGGAGGCGGCCAAGCAGCGGCGGGACAUCAUGCCCUCCGAGGCGCUCUUCGCGCCCCCGCCGCUCCUGAGGCGGAGCGUGGCAUCGGCGGCGGCGGGCGUUGGCGUCGGCGCGGCGCCCCACACGCGGGACAACGCCGACGUGCGGGACUUCAUCAACCAGCGGGUGCUGGAGAACGACCUGAACCCCACGGCGCCCCCGUACGACUCGCUGGCCACCUACGCCUACGAGGGCAGCGGCUCGGUGGCCGAGUCGCUCAGCUCGCUGGGCUCGGCGUCCUCGGACGACCCCGCCGAGCAGGACUACAACUACCUCAGCGAGUGGGGGCCGCGCUUCCGCAAGCUCGCCGACAUGUACGGGGGCGAGGACAGCGACAGGGACUCCUGAGAAUCCUCCCCCUCC
Molecule: messenger RNA, 2654 nt
Organism: Sardina pilchardus (European sardine)
Lineage: Eukaryota; Metazoa; Chordata; Actinopteri; Clupeiformes; Clupeidae
Gene: cdh6
Product: cadherin 6
Exons: 12
Coding region: 210-2639 (809 amino acids)
Biological process (GO): calcium-dependent cell-cell adhesion; homophilic cell-cell adhesion; cell-cell adhesion mediated by cadherin
Cellular component (GO): plasma membrane; catenin complex; adherens junction
Molecular function (GO): cadherin binding; calcium ion binding
Source: RefSeq, a predicted model, not a curated record